Cuscuta campestris is the source of this 2436-nucleotide messenger RNA. The record is from the annotation of a GenBank genome assembly. Lineage: Eukaryota; Viridiplantae; Streptophyta; Magnoliopsida; Solanales; Convolvulaceae.
GAAAGCUCGGAGUACCACUUCGGAUUCUUGUCCUAGAGGUGAGCGGGGAAAUUGUAAAUUUCUUGGAAUUAAGAAAUGUUGAGUAUUGGGUUGAAUUCACUGUUGAUUUCUUCGUUCCCGUUGGAGAGGAAAGGACAUGUGGGGAGAGGAACGACCGGCAUCAUGUUGGGCGUCGGUGGUGGUGGUCAUGUGGCCCUGGCCAUCGGUCUUUGUCAGGAAGCCUUAGGACGUUCCUGGCUGCAUAAACCCAGGCGAGCCUUGGUCGGGUCACACUGCAUUGGAAGUUACCUUUGGGCCUGGGCCCGGACGUGCUGCUUAGGCAGCGUGGCCUGUAGGCCUGGGUCUGGUCGCAGGGAAGCUGGAAACAACGGUGGUUGGCUACGUCAGACUAGGUUACACUUUUCUUAUUUUUCCCCAAAGUCAAAAGAGAACUGUUUUGAGAAACUGGAGGAGUAAUAAUAAUCAGCUUGGCUUGUUGACUUUCUCUCUGUUUGCUCUGACACAAUUUGACCGAUAACCUCUUUCUCAAUAACCUAGUUUCUGACUGCUGUGAUCUCCUCCCCUGCUCAGUGGUGGUUCCGACGGAGGCAUAGGCCGGCGGCAGGCGACGGCGAGCAACGACUAAGGCCCAGGUAAGUUCACCCCAUCCCCAGACCUAGCCGGAAACUUUAACCCCCACAUCCCUAACCAGAUCUGUCCCAGCAGUCGGAUCCUUAGUCGCCGGUCUCCCCGAAGCACUACCAGCCUCCUUCACUGAUUUACCAGCCAUCCUCCAAAUCGAUCUCCGCUCCCCGAAGGCCUUUGACUAGUUUGCGCCAGCCUUUAGCCCUAGACAGUGCCCCCAACCACCCACUGCUGAACCCCAGACGACGCCCCCAGUGGCCUGCCACCCCACCCCAACCUCAGGUCGCAGAACUCCUCCCCCGUUCAACCGUAAUCCACACGUAGGCAGCUUAAUCCAACCCAGAUCCUACCAGCCACCCUGCUUCUACCUGCCUCCGCCCCACCCUGCUGCCUUUUUCUAUUUUUCUGCAUUAUUGGCUGUUGUGUAUCUGUAUUGCUUUUGUUGAGUUUUUUAAUCUUGCUUAUUGUGCUGUGCUAUAUUUCUAUUAUUGGUGCUGCCUCUUAGUAAUAAUUACUCUAGUGUUGUAUUCUUGGUGUUUAUAUUUUGUAUAAUUAUUUUUCCAUCAUCUCCGAUGGAGCCAAAAAUUCCCCGUUUUUUGGCUUUGGGGUGUAAUGGAAUAAAGCAAAAUGGAUCUCUAAACUGUUUGCGCUUCUUUGAUUAAUGAAGUAGCAGUUAGUCAAUCAAUGCAACUUUCAACGUUGAGCCGGAGGUCUCUUUGGAAACAGCUCUCUACUUUCGAGUAGGGGUAAGGUCUGCGUACACACACCCUCUCCAGACACUACUCUUGUGGAAUUCAACUAGGUUGUUGGUUCAAUGUUCCCAGCCCCCUUGAUCAAUUUGAUAUUCUCUCUAAUUGGUUCAGGACUCCGAAUGUAUAGUGUUUAAAAUGGCCUUAGCCUAGGAUAGUAAUGGUCUGGUUCAAGAUCUUCAGUUCUCAUUUUUUGAGAACCUUUCCCGUGCCAUUUUGGAAACGGAACAAUUUCGUUAUGUAUAUAACUUAGUAGAUCCAUUUGAAAAUCUAUUUUUUAGUUCGCUACCACCUGGGUUCGAUUUGGAACAAUUUGGUGUAGGUAUUUUUGCCCACCUCUGGCAAAUUUCCUGAAAAAUUGCAUCCAAUCUAACAAACUGCAUUCGCUGUUAAAUGUUUAUGAAUUUUCUUAAAGUUUACCUAGCCAUUUAGACAUUUGCAGCAAUAUGAUGUUUCGUCCAGUGCGAUGGCGCGUCUGUCGGUCAAUUAAGUGACUCACUCUGUUUAUCGGUGAACUAUUUUUAGACUUCAAGGUAAAAACGGCUGUGUUUUAUUGCAAGUAUUUCAUAUUUUAAUUUAGGGUUUAUAUUUUUGGGCUUCGUCGCAUUAAAAUAAAGUUUGAUUUUUUAUUAGGAAUGUUAUUUGGACAAUUUUCGGUUAUGGUUUAGUGAAACUGUUUGAGUUGGGUGCAAUAUUUUCACUCUCCUACUUUUCACGAUACGCUUGGAUUGUUUUCCAGUAAUCAUUUCCGUGUUAUAUUUGUAAUUCAUUCAAUUUGUGUGGAUUUUGAUCAAAUCUGAGUUUUAAUCAUAAAUUGUACUCCCUCCGUCCCGGAGUAUUCGUCCAGUUUUGACUUUUGGAACUGUUCAUCUAAGCACUUUGACUCAUCAAAUUCUCUCAAUGUGUAAGCCUAAAUAUAGUUAUGUGUGAUCUUGUUUGAUUUGUCUUAACAUAUAGAUUAUUAAUAUAUAAUUUCUAUAAUUUUUUAAUAUACAAAUUACAAGAUAAAAUGGAUUAAAGAAGUGUAUUGGAUGGUGUGUAAAAAUGAAAGUGGACAAAUACU